Messenger RNA from Cladophialophora immunda, 2439 nucleotides. Its product is annotated as guanine nucleotide-binding protein subunit alpha. The coding region runs from base 622 to 1683 and encodes 353 amino acids. Gene Ontology annotation, biological process: G protein-coupled receptor signaling pathway. The transcript is spliced from 6 exons. Gene Ontology annotation, cellular component: heterotrimeric G-protein complex. Gene Ontology annotation, molecular function: GTPase activity; GTP binding; G protein-coupled receptor binding. The record is from RefSeq and is a predicted model, not a curated record. NCBI's taxonomy places the organism in Eukaryota, Fungi, Ascomycota, Eurotiomycetes, Chaetothyriales, Herpotrichiellaceae.
CUAGUAAGAUACCCUAGCUUGCUGCUUCUUUCCUGCCUACGGUUUCCCUGCUUCGCUUGUUCGCCCAUCCUCAUUGAUUGCAGUCAAACUGCGCUAAACCUCUUCACCUCCUUGCAUCUGAUUGAUCAUCCUCCAUUUCAUCCCCGUUUUUCCAAUCCAUCCACUUCGAUUCAUCUUCAACCCCGACCACCAUCAUUUUUCCUCAAUCCGCCCUUCCCCUUUGUACAAUAUUGUCAUUUAUUCUUUGCCCUGCCUGCGCCUGGAGGAACCUUAACCGCUGGGAGAGGGUCUCUUUCGUUCGAGAUUGAGUCUCGAAGCGCAUACUUUCCCUGUCCUGCUUCGCCCAGCAAGAUCGUUGUGCCUGACUUCCACCCGCCGCCCGCCCAGCUCUCUGAUCGACGCCCAUUCUUCCCCAUCUUGUCUUCGCCUGCGCUGAUCACCUUCGGCUUCUUACCUACCACUCUCAGACUGCAAAGAUCACUUCACAGCCUCCGUCACGUUCGUGUCACCAGCCUUCAUUUUGACAAACCUCUCUAAGCUUGAAACGGAGUCGUUCCCCCGAAACGCUCGCUUUCGACCUUCUACCCUUCACUUCCAAAAUCAUCUCGGAGAUUGUCAAACAUGGGGUGCGGUGCAAGCAAGGAAGACACUGCCGGAAAGGCAAGAAACGAUGAGAUUGAGAAUCAGCUCAAGAGGGACAAGAUGGCCCAGCGCAACGAGAUCAAAAUGCUUUUACUUGGCGCUGGUGAAUCGGGAAAGUCCACAAUCCUCAAGCAGAUGAAGCUCAUCCACGAGGGUGGUUAUUCGCGUGAUGAACGCGAAUCGUUCAAGGAAAUCAUCUACUCCAACACCGUUCAGUCGAUGCGUGUCAUACUGGAGGCGAUGGAGUCUCUCGAACUGCCUCUGGACGACCAACGAGCCGAGUACCAUGUCCAGACAAUCUUCAUGCAGCCACCGCAGAUAGAAGGGGACAGCUUGCCACCUGAAGUGGGCGCAGCCAUCAAGGCCCUGUGGCAGGAUGCUGGCGUUCAGGAGUGCUUUAAACGAUCAAGAGAGUACCAGUUGAACGAUUCGGCACGAUACUAUUUCGAUUCCAUAGACCGCAUCGCCGCUCACGACUACCUUCCCAACGACCAAGAUGUUCUUCGAUCUCGAGUCAAAACCACUGGCAUCACCGAGACCACCUUCAUCAUCCAGGACCUCACGUAUCGCAUGUUUGACGUCGGUGGACAACGAUCUGAGCGAAAGAAGUGGAUUCACUGCUUUGAAAACGUCACCACCAUUCUCUUCUUGGUUGCUAUUUCAGAAUAUGAUCAGCUGCUCUUCGAAGAUGAAACUGUCAACAGAAUGCAAGAGGCGCUCACUCUGUUCGACAGCAUCUGCAAUUCCCGAUGGUUCAUUAAGACCAGUAUCAUCCUGUUCCUCAACAAAAUCGACAGAUUCAAGGAGAAGUUGCCCGUGAGCCCGAUGCAAAAUUACUUCCCUGAUUACGAAGGUGGCCCUGACUAUGCCGCUGCUUGUGACUAUAUCCUGAACCGGUUCGUGUCGCUCAAUCAAGCAGAGACAAAGCAAAUCUACACGCACUUUACCUGCGCCACCGACACCACACAAAUAAGAUUCGUGAUGGGAGCGGUCAACGACAUCAUCAUCCAAGAGAACCUUCGGAUGUGCGGUCUCAUAUGAUGAUCAUUCGCAUCGCUAUGGCGUUUUCUCGUUACAGCUUCGAUUUGCCCACGACUUGCAUAUACCACCGGCGUUAUCAGGGGGGGACGGCUUUACCGACUAUUUCUUCGAUCAAAGUUUGGCAAAGAAUUGCCAGUUCCACACUUCGAGCCAAAAGUGCGAUUGACUUUCGAAUUCCUCAUUUCACUUCUUGGAGAUGAGCAAACCCUCUUGUCCCAUCCGGUGCCAGUCAAAGAUGACGGAGUUCUCGGCGAUCGAGGUACUUAGUUCUUCUUCGCUGUCUUUCAGCAGAGCGGCUUCCGUGCAGGUCGCGUGCAUCAUAUUCCUGUACCCAUGAGCCAUGUACGGAGGGCCUUCCAAGGCGCCCAAGAAAGCGACUCUUUUUCCCACUCCCAGUUGAAGAUUUUCCGGAGCAGCGACGGACGGACGACCAAAGGAUAUUGAGAUUAAAGUGGUGUGGUUAUGAAGAGGCAGGUGAUGGAGGAGUUGCUUGAACUAGACUUUCGGACCCAAGAAAUCGGGCAUUGUAUAUCACUCUUUUUCCGAAAGAAGACAUAGGCAAGCAGACGUGAAUGACUGUAAAUCUCUCAGAAAUGGAUUGGAUUGGAUAUGCUCGACUCUUGCAGAGAAUUGUGCUUUUCGAUGGCCGCUCCAAGGCACAUACGUCCCUUCACAGCAGCAUCCAGCAUCCAGCAUCGAGAGGCCUGGCAUCCUGCUUGAUGUAUCUUCUUGUAGGCCAACAGCUCAUUCUGACGG